Messenger RNA from Rubroshorea leprosula, 586 nucleotides. The record is from the annotation of a GenBank genome assembly. Lineage: Eukaryota; Viridiplantae; Streptophyta; Magnoliopsida; Malvales; Dipterocarpaceae.
AUAUCUUCGACAAUCAAACGACUAACAUGAUGGCAUUUCUCUUCCCGAAGGAGAGUCUUACCCAUGUACAGGCCUCAAAGGGAGAGCUUUGUAAUACAAGUAAGAGAGAGUCAAGAAGCUGAAAAAACCCUAGAGGACCAAACCCACCGUGUCCUAAACUUCUCCGCAAUGAAGCUCUUCAAUCGUUUCCGCAAGAUUCUCAUGCGCCUUGUCUUCUCCGUACCUUCUCGUGGAUCGUCAUCUUCCUCCUCGGCCACCUCCAACAUGGUUUCCGGUAGGCAGAAGAACUCCGACCGGUUUGAUCCGCCCAAGACUUCAUGCAGCUCCUACUACUCGUCAAACUCCCACUACACCGAGGCCAUCGCCGAUUGCAUUGAGUUCUUCAACAAGUCAUCUCAAGAGGGGGUUAUGGAAGGUCGGAAAUCUGAUGUUUGGGUUUGAAUUUCAGGGCUACAACGUUCUCGAUUAUAUUAGAUCUUCUUCAUGAUUUUACUCAAAAGUUUUAAUUCUAAUGUUUGUUCCCUGUUGUACAUUUUUUAUUUUAAAUUUAAUUCUGUUAUCAUGUCAAAAAACAGCUUUUUUGUUU